Molecule: messenger RNA, 452 nt
Organism: Hibiscus syriacus
Lineage: Eukaryota; Viridiplantae; Streptophyta; Magnoliopsida; Malvales; Malvaceae
Product: flap endonuclease 1-like
Exons: 5
Coding region: 59-337 (92 amino acids)
Source: RefSeq, a predicted model, not a curated record
ACCAUAUGAUUGGCCAUAUGAAGAGGCUCGUCGGCUUUUUAAAGAACCACUAGUCUGCAUGGAUGAUGAGCAACUUGAUCUGAAGUGGAGUGCUCCAGAUACUGAAGGGUUGAUAACCUUUCUGGUGAAUGAAAGUGGAUUCAAUAUUGACAGAGUGAUGAAGGGAAUAGAGAAAAUUAAAGCAGCCAAGAACAAGUCCUCACAGGGCCGGUUAGAGUCAUUUUUUAAGCCAGUUGCUAACACAUCUGCACCAAUUAAACGGAAGGAACCUGAGAAGACAGCUAAAGAAACUACUAAUAGAAAGCUCAAGGCUGGUGGGGGUAAGAAAAAGAAAUAGUUGAACUGCUUUUGGAUAAGAUUAGACUUUUUUUUUGAUGUAUCUUUACUUUUAACUUAUUGGCUUUGUAUUUUCAAAUACGGUAAAUUGGAAACUUUGAUCUUUGAUUAGUGUA